AGUAUCAUCUGCCUCAAACAUGGCGACUGUGGUAUCGUUGUCACAGAGAAUACCUUUGUUAUCCCGGCAUUUUCGUGGUGCCAGGCGUUCGUACAGCUCGUGGCGUGGCGACAGUGUUGUGAAACAAUGGAAAAACGGCACUGGACAUUUAGUGGCAGCCUCCAUCGCCCUUUUUAUCGGAUACAAAUACACGAAGCCCAACGUGGUUCACGCCUUGAAAUCUCGAAAGCGAGACGAUGAGACACAAAAGGCAGUAAAGCUGAUGAUGCGGGAACGAAGAUUUAUAAAAUUUGCAUCGGUGGAAUAUGACGGGCAACUGUACAUGACGCCCCAGGACUUCCUCGACAGUGUUGUUGAACCCGAACCCAGACCGAGACUGAAGCGACGUGUGCUGAGUGACAAGGAGCUCGAUGUGAUGAGAAAUUCCAUCCCCACGCUGCGUCAUGGAAGUCCGCAUAUGCUAAGAAACUUGCGGGACAAGGGAAUUAUUUCUUACACGGAGUAUUUGUUUCUCUUGUCGAUUCUAACCAAACCAAAUACAGGUUUCCGAAUCGCGUUUAACAUGUUCGACACCGACGGAAACGAAAGGGUGGAUAAAACAGAAUUCCUUGUGAUCCGACGACUGCUCGGCGGCACACUAAAGGAGCGACACCUUGACGGCGAGACUAAACGUGCAUUGAGAUCCAUAUACGGACCGGAAGAGCGUAACGUUCCCAAAGUACUGAAACUUCGUAACAACUGUCAGGGAAACCAGAACAGAAAAAUUGUCUCUAAUUCAUACAUGGAGAAAGUAUUUAGCCACGCUUGGAGGGGACGCCACGGCACCGAGACCCAAGAAAACCUGGACCAUUUGACCGAGAGGCAAACAUCUCCGGAAGAAAUUCAAGACCAAUACAUUGACGACGAGCAGGGCCUGCAACGCCGACACGCUGUGGACACAACAUUAAUGAUACACUUCUUCGGGAAAGAAGGUAACAACGAGCUGAAGUACGAUGACUUCAAGCACUUCAUGGAAAAUUUACAGCAGGAAGUAUUGGAGCUCGAGUUCCAUGAGUUCAGUAAAGGCAGAGAAGUCAUCACUGAAAUGGAUUUCGCGAAAAUAUUGCUGCGAUACACUUAUCUUGACACUGACGAGUAUGACAAGUAUCUGGACCGGAUCCUUCAGAAUACAGAACUUCAAAUUGGCAUCACGUUUGACGAAUUUCGUCGUUUCUAUCAGUUCUUAAACAACAUCGACGACUUCUCCAUAGCUAUGCGAAUGUAUACAUUGGCGGACCAUCCUAUAUCCAAAGAUGAAUUCCAACGAGCUGUGAAAAUCUGUACAGGAAGUGUACUCUCAAAUCAUAUUAUAGAUACAGUCUUCGCGUUGUUCGACGAAGAUGGCGACGGACAAUUGUCCUACAAAGAAUUCAUCGCGAUUAUGAAAGAUCGACUUCAUAGAGGUUUCAAGUCGCAACAACGACGUGAGGGUUGGCAAGCAUUCACCAGUUGCGUGAAGCAAGAGAUGAAGUCUCGCUAAUUAAAGAGUAAACCAAUGUCUAAGAACUGCAAAUAUAUUCUAUGGAAUAAUACGAAAUGCCAUGGGGACAUUAGUCCUUUCUCAAACCCCUAAUUUUAUUGUAUUAUAUUUCCAUUGUGAUACAGCAGACCUGGGAAAAUUUUAUUUCACAUGAAAACAAGAAAUGUAUAUCGAAUAAUUCAUUUCCAAACGUUAUUUUAAAAUACAAACAAUACCAGUCCAUUUGAAAUUAUAGCAAUUUCAAAUAACGAACUAUGUUGUUUUACUUCAAAUAUGACAAAAGUAUGUGACAAGUACAUGACAAAAAAUAUUCUCAAAAUAAUGUGCAAUGAAAAGAUUUUACUUUAAGAAACCUUUACAUCGAUUUGCAUUGGAAACGAUUCUAUUUAAGCGAAAUCUUUUCCCAGAAAGUUUACAAGAGGGAUGUUAUUUUUCAGAAACAUGCGUCUUAUUAUCGAAUAAUUAUUUAACAUUGUCAGAUCCAUCCUCCAAAUGUCAGUGAGGAUGUCGAAAUAAACUAGACUCACAGUCACAGCUAAUACUUAGAACAUCAUAUAAUUUCCAAGAAGUAUUUUACAAUUAUCUCAGAUAAUUAUUUCAAGAAAUUAUAACACAAAGUAGCAUAUUAUUUGAAAUAAUAUCUCAAACAGUGUCAAUUCAAGUAUGGCCAGGUCUGCGAUACAAUUACUAUUAUAUUAGAUAUAAAACUCUCUACCUCUAUUUAACAUUGACUCGUCUUGUUAUAUGUAUUUUCAUGAUACUGUGAUCACUAUACCGCAGUUUGUACGAUUACCGAAGUCACUAGUCUUUACAAAUAAGUACGGGCGAUACUACCGAUUUGCCAUCAUCAAAGACCUACUGUUUUUGUUAAUAAUAUACUAUAAUAAUAUACUUCGAUUAUAUAUUUA
Messenger RNA from Megalopta genalis, 2427 nucleotides. The record is from RefSeq and is a predicted model, not a curated record. NCBI's taxonomy places the organism in Eukaryota, Metazoa, Arthropoda, Insecta, Hymenoptera, Halictidae.